Molecule: messenger RNA, 996 nt
Organism: Hibiscus syriacus
Lineage: Eukaryota; Viridiplantae; Streptophyta; Magnoliopsida; Malvales; Malvaceae
Product: zinc finger protein ZAT4-like
Exons: 1
Coding region: 1-996 (331 amino acids)
Molecular function (GO): DNA-binding transcription factor activity
Source: RefSeq, a predicted model, not a curated record
AUGUCUGAUCGUGAAGAAGAGGAGUUUCACCCAAACGAUCGGAGUGACAUGUGUGACUCCGGUAGUGAUUCCGCCGUUGCUUCCUUUGUCGUCUCCAUUCGGAACUACUUGAAAACCACCCACAAAACUGAGGUUAUGGAGCGAGGCGAUGAAAACCACCCUCAAAAUUCAAGAUUUAGAUUCUGUACAUACUGCGGCAAAGGGUUUGAGUCGAACAAGGCACUGUGUGGCCAUCUUCGGAUCCACCGAGCUAGGUCAAAACCUGAAAUCCGCGACAUCAAGACUCAAAGAAAACCUUCUCCGGAUCCGGAAGAAGAUGAAGAUGAUGGUUUCGGUUGUCUUGUUUGCAACAAAAGUUUCUCAUCGAUGCAGUUGUUGUGCCUACAUAUGAGAAUCCAUCGUGAAAAGCUUUCCGAUGGUGUUGGGCAACCUACAAUGUCUCUGGAAAGCAACUCUAAGGCCACCGUCAAAGAAGGGAUUGAGAGCACAGCCUGUCCAAGGAAUGACCAAAAUUGUUGUCAAACUGGAGAAAGAGGGUUGAAGAAAACUGCUAGCGACGACGAUGUAAUGCACGAUGCUGUGCCCUUGAGGGUCUAUUACGGACCUGCACAUGCUCAGAUGGAAACAAGGAAGAAGAGAAAGAUUGAAGAGACCUCAACGGAGGGAAUUACCGAUAGUACUGAGAGCCCAGUGGGAAAUUGUAUGGCAAUAGAUACGUUGGGCAACAAGUCCAAAGCCAGGUCCAGGAUGAAGAAAGCUAAGGUGAUGAAAAGUGUGCAUCCAUGUGAGAUAUGUGGCAAGACUUUCACAACGGGUCAGGCACUCGGUGGUCACAAAACGUACCAUCGGCCUAAGGUGGAGUUAGUGCAGGCAAAACCCAAACAAGAAACGUGUGUCACCAGAAUGAUGUUCCCUGAAGAUGCUCCUUCGUCUGAACAAGCUCGUCGGAAGAAGAUAUUGGAUUUUGAUCUUAAUAUCCCUUAUCAAGAAGAAUGA